Messenger RNA from Manacus vitellinus (golden-collared manakin), 4342 nucleotides. It is a transcript of the gene USP8, whose product is annotated as ubiquitin specific peptidase 8. Bases 191 to 3568 code for a protein of 1125 amino acids. Gene Ontology annotation, biological process: protein K63-linked deubiquitination; endosome organization; Ras protein signal transduction. Gene Ontology annotation, molecular function: cysteine-type deubiquitinase activity. NCBI's taxonomy places the organism in Eukaryota, Metazoa, Chordata, Aves, Passeriformes, Pipridae. The transcript has 20 exons. Gene Ontology annotation, cellular component: dendritic spine; cytosol; extrinsic component of plasma membrane. The record is from RefSeq and is a predicted model, not a curated record.
GGAAGGAGGGAGGGACGGUCGUCGCCGAGUUCCGCCCCAGCAGCCAUGGCCGCGUAGCGUCUCCUCGGCAGCCGCGCUCGGGACAUGGCCUGCCCGGGCCGGCGGGCGGAGGCAGCGAGUCCCGCGGCGAAAAAUAUUGAUAGAGACUUCUAAGAAGCGGUACCAUCCUAGGAGGGACAUAAGUAACAACAUGCCUGCUGUGGCAUCUGUACCUAAGGAGCUGUAUCUCUGUACUUCAUUGAAAGAUCUCAACAAGAAGACAGAAAUAAAACCUGAAAAGACAAGUACAAAGAGUUAUGUGCAGAGUGCCCUUAAGAUUUUCAAGGCAGCAGAAGAAAGCAGAUUGGACCGAGAUGAAGAAAAAGCUUACAUCCUAUAUAUGAAAUAUGUGACUGUUUAUAACUUUAUUAAAAAAAGACCUGAUUUUAAGCAGCAACAGGAUUAUUUUCAUUCAAUUCUGGGACCUACAAAUUUAAAAAAAGCUGUUGAAGAAGCUGAAAGACUGUCAGACAGCCUUAAACUCAGAUAUGAGGAAGCUGAAGUUCGGAAAAAACUUGAAGAGAGGGACAGACAAGAGCUGCAGAAAAAGCAAGAACCAAAGGAUGAUGGAAAGAGUUCAGCCAAAAACUCCUCAGACAGUGCUGUGGAUUCCAAAGGAAAAAGCCAAAGGAUUAAUGGUGAGAGGAAGCAUUCGCUGGAAAGAAAGGAUCAGUCUGACAGUCUGAGUGGAGCAGUCACACCUGAGAAACUGUUUGCAAUGAUGUCAGACAAAAAUAUUGAAUUGCUUAUAAUGGAUGCUCGAAGAUUGAAGGAUUAUCAGGAAUCCUGUAUUCCAAGAUCUAUCAGUGUCCCAGAAGAAGCUAUCAGUCCUGGAGUUACUGCUAAUUGGAUUGAAGCUAGACUCCCAGAGGACUCCAGAGAUCCAUGGAAGAGGAGAGGACAGUUUCAUUAUGUUAUACUGCUGGACUGGUUUAGUUCUGCUGAAGACUUAAAGUUAGGAACAACUCUUCAGAGCCUGAAAGAUGCGCUAUUUAAGUGGGAAAGCAAAACCAUACUGCAGAAUGAACCUUUAAUUCUAGAAGGAGGUUAUGAAAAUUGGCUCCUUUGUUUUCCCCAGUACACAACAAAUGCUAGAGUAACUCCACCCCAGCAUGGCAGGAGUGAAGCAGUGACUGUUUCUUUGGAUUUUACAUAUCCAUCUCUGGAAGAGCCAACUUCUGUUCCCCCUGUUGCUGCUGUAAAGCCAUCCUCAACAGAAGCAAUUGAAAAUGAAGAAACAGGAGAUAAUUUGGAAGAGAGACUAAAAUCACUUAACAGAUCAAACAUACAAGAUGCUGCUGUUCCAAAAUCUGACAGUUCAUUGGUAGUUAAUCCAGUAUCAAUUACAAGAAGUAUCCCUGAGGUGGAUCGUACUAAAAAGCCUUCACUAAAAAUCUCUGAUGAUACCAGACCAAAAGCUGCAGGUACAGCCAGUGACAUCCAGCCUGUUGAGAAUGGACGAGUGGUUCCAGACCGCUCCACAAAGCCGGUAUGGGAUGUGAAGAGUGUUCUGACAGAAGAAGAAAAAAGUCAGGUACACGCAGAAACUGCUGCUCUGUUAGAGAAAAACAGGCGGGAAAAAGAACUCCGGGAGAGGCAGCAAGAAGAACAGAAAGAGAGGCUCAAGAGAGAAAAAGAAGAACAAGAACAAAAAGAGAAAGAACAUCAGGAGCAGAAAGCAAAAGAAGAACAGAAAGAAAAGGAACACAAAGAAAAGCUACAGCAAUCCAAAGAGGAAAGAGAACAGAAGGAGAGGGAUGAACAAAUAAAAAGAGAACAGGAGGAGAAGGAACAAGAAAGAGCCCGCAGAGAAGCAAUUGAAGCAAAAAAGCAAAAUAAAAAUGAACCAGAAAACAUUGGUGCAAAAAGGAUUGAGAUGGACAAAACAUCCCUGGAAGAAAAAGGAACUCGAACACCAGAAACACCGAGAAGGGCACUGGGUGAUGGAUCUCAGACCUUUGUUUCAGGCAAGCAAACUGGGGUUAAAGGACAACCAGACAGUGGAGCUCAAAAGCCAGGACCCCUUAGAGAGGAUUCUGAACAAGAUACUGAAAAACUUAAAUCUCAGCGGGAGCCAUUAAUGAGAGCACGAAGUGAAGAAAUGGGAAGGAUAAUCCCAGGGCUGCCUGCAGGUUGGGCAAAGUUUCUGGAUCCAAUCACUGGAACCUUUCGUUACUAUCACUCGCCAACAAAUACUGUUCAUAUGUAUCCACCAGAAAUGGCUCCUUCAUCUACUCCUCCAUCAACCCCUCCAACUCAUAAACCCAAGCCACAGGUGACUGUUGAACGAGAGAGAGAACACUCCAAACUGAAGCGCUCCUACUCUUCCCCAGAUAUAACCCAAGCCAUUCAGGAGGAAGAGAAGAAAAGAAUUCCUGUAACUCCUGCAGUCAAUCGUGACAAUAAACCCAUCUGUUACACUAAAGCAGAAAUUUCAAGACUCUCUGCAUCACAGAUUCGGAAUCUUAAUCCUGUGUUUGGGGGAUCGGGACCAGCUCUCACAGGACUUCGUAACCUUGGGAACACUUGCUAUAUGAAUUCCAUAUUACAGUGUCUGUGCAAUGCACCUCACCUGGCUGACUAUUUUAACAGAAACUUGUAUCAGGAUGAUAUUAACAGGUCAAAUUUCCUGGGGCAUAAAGGUGAAGUGGCAGAAGAGUUUGGCGUAAUAAUGAAAGCUUUAUGGACAGGACAGUAUAAAUAUAUCAGUCCAAAAGACUUCAAAAUUACAAUUGGAAAGAUUAAUGACCAAUUUGCAGGAUAUAGCCAACAGGACUCCCAAGAAUUGCUUCUGUUUCUAAUGGAUGGCUUGCAUGAAGACCUAAAUAAAGCUGACAACAGGAAAAGAUACAAGGAAGAAAACAAUGAUCACCUUGAUGACUUCAGAGCAGCAGAGCUAGCCUGGCACAAGCACAAACAGCUCAAUGAAUCCAUUAUUGUGGCACUCUUCCAAGGCCAGUUCAAGUCCACCGUGCAGUGUCUCACGUGUCACAAGAAGUCCCGAACCUUUGAGGCUUUCAUGUAUCUGUCGUUGCCGCUCGCGUCCUCCAGUAAAUGCACUCUGCAGGAAUGCCUUAGAUUGUUCUCCAAAGAGGAAAAGCUUACUGAUAAUAAUAGGUUUUACUGUAGCCAUUGCAAAACUCGAAGGGAUUCUUUGAAAAAAAUAGAAAUUUGGAAAUUACCACCUGUUCUCCUUGUGCACUUGAAACGAUUUUCCUACGAUGGAAGAUGGAAACAAAAGCUUCAAACUUCUGUAGAUUUUCCAUUGGAAACACUUGACCUUUCACAGUAUGUUAUUGGUCCAAAGAAUACCUUGAAGAGAUACAAUCUGUUCUCGGUGUCGAAUCAUUAUGGUGGGCUGGAUGGGGGGCACUACACAGCCUACUGCAAAAAUGCUUCAAAACAGCGCUGGUUUAAGUUUGAUGACCAUGAAGUCUCUGAGAUCUCAGCGUCGUCGGUGAAGUCCUCAGCUGCUUAUAUUCUCUUUUAUACUUCCUAUGAACAGCGAGCAGUGGACAUGGCCACGUAAAGUAGUUGCGGGUUAAGGAAACUGGUUUUCUUUCUCUAGGAGCAAAGUAGGCAUGGGAAUGCAUAUAAAUAUGCAAAACUCUGACAGACAUAGUCACUCCCAGGUGUGGGGAUGGCUGCAGUAGUGUCUCUGCAAGCAGGCUCGCUCUGGUCCGUAGUAGUGCUUAACAAUCAGAAGACUGAUGAGUAACGCUUGUGGUAAUACUGCCAUCUGUGGAACCAUUUACAGGCAUACUCGCAUUACUGUUUAUUUAAAAAACAACUAUAUUUUUAGUCUGCUCCAAAAUUAAAUUCUAGCUUAGUCAUCUGAAAUCUAUUAACAAGUAGUUUAAAAUGUCUUAAAAUCCCAAGGCAUAUCUUGGUUUAUUUUUUUUCUUUCACUGUUAAUGGCCUUUUCACAUUUCUAACCUUAAGCUUGAUUCUACUGUGAAUACUCUAGAACGAUGUAAACAGUUAGGAAUGUAAGUGUACAUAUUGAUUGCAUACUUGCACAUCAGAACUAUGUAUAUAAUAAAAUGUUGUCCUUUUUGUGAGAAUCUCUAAAACUCAGAGGAUUGCAUUUAUUUGCCAGCUCUAAGUAAUUGCAACACUACUUAAUAAAAAAGCAGAGCUGUAUUAUUUUUUUUCUGUUAGCUUUUGUCAAUAUUUGUGCACUUCAGAGUUAUUCUAAACAAACAAGAUUUUCCUUUUUAAUUUUUUAAUAUAAAUUUUCAUGUACACAUGCAUUAAAAACCUUAACGAAGAAAUGAUUUAAAAAUAUAUCCUGUUAAAUGUA